AUGACAGACGUUCCCAAGUUGGCACUAAAAGGAUCGUCCAAGGUGGUUGCAGACUACUUUGAGUUCGCCAUAAACAGCAUCUUGUUCCAGCGGGGUAUAUAUCCUCCAGAGGACUUCAAAACUGUCCGCAAAUACGAUUUACCAUUAUUGAUAACUGCUGACGAUGAGGUCCAAGACUAUAUAAACAAGAUUAUGACCCAUGUGAAAAAAUGGCUAUAUGGCAAGAAACUCUUGAAAUUGGUGGUUGUUCUCGUAGCCAAGUCCACGGCGGACGUAGUUGAAAGAUGGGAAUUCAAUCUUCAAAUUCUCGAGUCUGAAAAUGUGAAAGUUAGUAAACCCAAAGAAGACAUACUGAAGGAAAUACAGGCAAUUAUACGUCAAAUUACUACCCUGGUUUCAUAUCUCCCGGUGUUGAAGAAUGACGAUUAUACAUUCAAUGUGCUAGUCUACACUGAUCCCAAUCAUGAUACCAGAACCAUUCCAAGAGAGUGGUGCGACACCGAAGGAGAUGGACGUUACGUUCUUGGCGACAGCGUUGAGUCUGUCAAAUUCAAGUCAUUUAGCACCGAUAUUCACCAAGUAGGUACCCUGGUGAGCUAUAAGUUACAGGACAGUUGA
Molecule: messenger RNA, 618 nt
Organism: Meyerozyma guilliermondii ATCC 6260
Lineage: Eukaryota; Fungi; Ascomycota; Pichiomycetes; Serinales; Debaryomycetaceae
Gene: MAD2
Product: spindle checkpoint protein
Exons: 1
Coding region: 1-618 (205 amino acids)
Biological process (GO): mitotic spindle assembly checkpoint signaling
Cellular component (GO): cytoplasm; kinetochore; nucleoplasm
Source: RefSeq, a predicted model, not a curated record